AUGCAGCGACCAAGCGGUCAGGGGGAUAUCAUUAUUAGUGGAGGAUUCUCGCGCGCAGCAGGCCACGGUGCAAGCAUGAUUGGCGUAUAGGAUGAUGCCCUCUUGGACCCCCUAGCCGCUAUUCAUCUCAAUGGAAUGCUUUCGUUUAUAUUCGGGCCCUUUUAGGGCAGGGAAACGAUAUCGAAGGACGGGAGAACUGUAAAAACAUGGUCGGGAGUGAUGAGUGCCACGGGGGAUCUACUCCCAUUUGUUGGCCGGCUGGAUCCUUCAUUAACAGGCCGCUACCCAGACCUGCGGAGCAACAAGGCCCUGAACGAUGGUUAUAAACAGCCCAACGAGUGGAUUUCGGCCGGUUUCGGCGGUGACGGCCUAAUGUGGACGUGGCUUUCUGGUAUCGCAGUAGGGGUCAUGCUCGCGGGUAGCGAGGACUUGGACGUGGGACGGGAGUUGGGAAGGCCCGGGGGGGUUCUAGCAGGAUGGUUUCCGGACGAGUUAAAACCGACAACCAAGAGGCUUAAAGACUCGGAUUUCGGCAACAUUGCCAUUCGCUUCAUCUGGUCAAUACUAACGGACCGGGAGCCUACAAAACCUAGUGACCGCAGCCCCUACACAGACCGUAUCUAUGAAGCGAGCGCUAACGAUUUACUACUAUGACCGAGGGGAGAAGAGUAGUUGCCCCUUCGAAGAAGACAGCGGUAGGUCUCUACGUAUAGCGAGUUUUCUUAUUUGUAUUAAGUUACGUAACGAUAGACGCCAGUAAGACGUGGCUACCUUGUUUAUAGAACAUA
Messenger RNA from Daldinia loculata, 788 nucleotides. RefSeq lists its product as uncharacterized. The transcript has a single exon. The record is from RefSeq and is a predicted model, not a curated record. NCBI's taxonomy places the organism in Eukaryota, Fungi, Ascomycota, Sordariomycetes, Xylariales, Hypoxylaceae. Bases 220 to 654 code for a protein of 144 amino acids.